UUCCCGCAGAUCAUGUGACAACACAAGAUGGCGGCGUCCAGCGAGGCGGAAGAGGAGCGUGUCUUUUAUUUGGUAGUGAGCGGUAUUCCUGCGGGGUUGCGCUCGGCCCAGCUACGGAGCUACUUUAGCCAGUUCCGGGAGCAGUGCGGCGGUGGCUUCCUCUGUUUCCAUUAUCGUCAUCGGCCUGAGCGGCCCCCUUCUCAGGCUGCUCCAGACCCUGCCCUAGCUCCCAUCGAUCCUGCCACUGAAGGCCAACUUCUCGCUCAAACUUCAGCCGCCGGUACCCGUACUCUCUUCGUCCGGGACUCGGCUCCAGUCCAGACCCGCACCUGUUGCUGCGUGAUCUCGGUGCGGGGGGCAGCUCAGACCCAGAGGCUUCUUCGCAUGUACUCGGGCCGCCAGUGGCUGGAUUCGCAAGGGACUUUGCUGCCAGGUCGCUGUCUCAUCCGCCGACUUCGGCUACCUACUGAAGCAUCAGGUUUGGGCUCCUUUCCCUUCAAGACUCGGAAAGAGCUGCAGAGUCGAAAGGGCAAGAGUGAAGCCUUCACCCUGGCUGACCUGAGACAACUGCCAGAGCUGAACCCACCAGUGCUGAUGCCCAAUGGAAAUGUGGGGACUCCCUUGCAGGUCUUCUUGGAGUUCAUCCAGGCAUGCCGUCUGCCCCCCCGGAUCAUCACCCAGCUGCAGCUCCAGUUCCCCAAGACAGGUUCCUCCCGACGCUACGGCAAUGUGCCCUUCAAGUAUGAGGACUCAGAGACUGUGGAGCAGGAAGAGCUUGUAUACACAGCAGAGGGUGAGGAGAUUCCUCAGGGAGCCUGCCUAGUAGACACACCAGCCAACCCUUGUGGAGAGCCAGAGGAAGAAGGGGAAAAGGAGGAGGAAGAAGAGUCUGACUCAGAUGAUGAUGAUGACCGGUGUGAGGAGUGGGAGCGGCAUGAAGCACUACAUGAAGAUGUGACCAGGCAGGAGCGCACAACUGAGCGGCUCUUUGAGGAGGAGAUCGAGCUCAAGUGGGAGAAAGGUGGCUCUGGCCUGGUCUUCUACACUGAUGCCCAGUUCUGGCAGGAAGAAGAAGGAGACUUUGAUGAACAGACAGCCGAUGACUGGGACGUGGACAUGAGUGUGUACUACGACCAAGAUGGUGGAGACAAAGAUGCCCGAGACUCUGUCCAAAUGCGUCUGGAACGGAGACUCCGAGAUGGCCAGGAGCAUGGCUCUGUAACUGAGUGCCAGGUGGGCACCUUUGAGCGCCACACUAAGGGCAUUGGGCGGAAGGUGAUGGAACGGCAGGGCUGGGCCGAGGGCCGGGGCCUGGGCAGCAGGUGCUCAGGAGUGCCCGAAGCACUGGACAGUGAUGGCCAGCACCCCAGGUGCAAGCGUGGAUUAGGGUACCAUGGAGAGAAGUUACAGCCAUUUGGGCAACUGAAGAGGCCCCGUGGAACUGGCUUAGGGCUCAUCUCCACCAUCUAUGAUGAGCCGCUGCCCCAGGACCAGCAGGAGUCGCUGCUCCGCCGCCAGCCACCCACCAGCAUGAAGUUUUGGACAGAUACGGCCUUUGUGAAGGGCUCCAGCUGUGCCUUGCAUAGUGCCUCAGAGCCUGAGUAA
Orycteropus afer afer is the source of this 1605-nucleotide messenger RNA. RefSeq names its product G-patch domain containing 3 (gene GPATCH3). Lineage: Eukaryota; Metazoa; Chordata; Mammalia; Tubulidentata; Orycteropodidae. The record is from RefSeq and is a predicted model, not a curated record. Gene Ontology annotation, molecular function: nucleic acid binding. Gene Ontology annotation, biological process: negative regulation of RIG-I signaling pathway; positive regulation of DNA-templated transcription; negative regulation of type I interferon production.